Notothenia coriiceps (black rockcod) is the source of this 486-nucleotide messenger RNA. RefSeq names its product HEAT repeat-containing protein 1-like. Gene Ontology annotation, biological process: positive regulation of transcription by RNA polymerase I; maturation of SSU-rRNA from tricistronic rRNA transcript (SSU-rRNA, 5.8S rRNA, LSU-rRNA). Gene Ontology annotation, molecular function: snoRNA binding. The record is from RefSeq and is a predicted model, not a curated record. NCBI's taxonomy places the organism in Eukaryota, Metazoa, Chordata, Actinopteri, Perciformes, Nototheniidae. The transcript has 3 exons. Bases 13 to 486 code for a protein of 157 amino acids. Gene Ontology annotation, cellular component: 90S preribosome; small-subunit processome; t-UTP complex.
UGUUGCAGCUUGAUGCCGGCGGUGCUGCUCGCUCUCUCAGACAGGAAGCAGCUGCUGACCAAUGAGAUCCUCCUGCUGAGCGCGGUCACCGCCCUGCAGCGAAUCACAGAGACGCUGCCGCACUUCUUCAGCCCUUACCUCCAGGAAACCAUCACACAGGUGUGUAGUUUGACUCGUCUGGUGGAGUCUUACUCUUCCUCCUCGUCUUCCUCGGCCGGCGCUCAGCUCUCCUCCCGUCUCUCCUCCCUCCGGGCGACCCUCGCUACCAAACUGCCCCCCCGAGUCCUGCUGCCCACCCUCACCAAGUGCUACAGCAGCAUGGUUCUCGACAGACAGGGCCAGCUUGGGGCGCUGCUGAGCAUCCUGCAGGAGCACAUUGGUCACAUGGAGAGGGAACAGCUGAGCCACCACCAAUCAGAGCUCACCUCCUUCUUCCUGUCCGCCCUCGACUUCAGAGCGCAGCACUGCCAGGUAGCAACACAUUGA